Spirodela intermedia is the source of this 4523-nucleotide messenger RNA. Lineage: Eukaryota; Viridiplantae; Streptophyta; Magnoliopsida; Alismatales; Araceae. The record is from the annotation of a GenBank genome assembly.
AUGGCGGCAGGUGUGGAAGAGGAAAAGGAGGAGAGAGAAGAGGUCGUAGUGGAGGAUAAUGAUGCGGAGGAGGGGGAAGGAGAAGGUGAGGAGGAGGAUGACGCCGAGGAAGAAGAAGACGAGGAAGAGGACGGAGAGGUUGGAAUGGACGGGGGUUCUUCAUCCGAUCGCGAGAAGAUGACCGGAUUCCUUCGCCGCCUGUCUUUCCAGCCAGUCAGUCUUCGUGUCCACGAUAUCGUUAUCAAAGGGAACUCGAGGACCCGCGAGUCGUUGAUCGAGGCCGAAGUCAUCAACGCCUUUCGGUCGGCAUCCACGAUGCAGGAAGUCAUCCAGGCAGCGUCGAUCGCCAAUGCUAAGCUGCGGAGGCUGGACAUUUUUGAUUCGGUCUCCAUUACCCUCGACGCCGGCCCGCCAGAACUGCCCAACACCACCAACGUCGUCAUCGAAGUUGUCGAAGCCAGAAACCCCCUCACCGGUGACGUCGGGAUUUUCACUAAGCCUGAGGUGAACUAUUCCUUAGUCUUCUAUAUCAUGACAACAGAUAAUAGCAGCUAUGGUUGUCACAUUGCUUUUUCGAAGAAAAAGGUAGGGGACAAACCUACCGCCGACUGUGAUGUCUGUGCUCAUCACUGACGAUCUUGUUCAGAUAGCCGAGAGUGAGGUCUUCUCCAGACGAAAAUGUGCCUGAAUUAAGUCUAUAGAAUACCUCAUGGUGUAAACUUGAGGAAGACAUACUUCUUUAUUCACAUAACGUCAAUGUCGGCAACACAGCUUGUAGGAUUAAGUGGCAAAUAAUCGUUCAGAUUCUUCGAGCAAACUAGAAACAUUACGCCGAGACAUCUACAUCCGGAAGAAAUAAGAGAAUAUUGUGGCUCGUCAUUGGGCUGAUUUGUCGGUUCUUUUUCCUGUUGUCCUGAGUUUGUUCACGAUAUUUAUGGUCUUUGAUUUAACAAUGGUUCAACUUCUUUCCAUCCGAAUGUCUCCAUGUUACCUCUGUUAAUUAAACCUUUGCUUCAUGUUCCUCAAGUGCUAUGUUGCAUAUCAUAUUCCUUUCCUGUACUGCUGUCUAUCGGCAUCAAAUGUACCCUCCUCGCUUCCAUUUCAGUGUAAAUAUAGUCCUCUUAAUAUGCUUACUCGUGGCUAAAAUCUGGUUGUACAUUACAAUUGAGCAAGAGCGUAAACUACUCACCAUUCAGAUUUAUUAUUUCAUAUAUUAUUUCUAGAAGAUAUCCAUAGAAAUAAUCUGAAAGAUAACAUACAGAAAGAAUCUUAUUGUUUGACACCUUGAGUUAUUGCACUGAUACUGUGAUAUGUCAUUUGCUUAAGUUUCCCUGUACAAGAAUUCCGCCAAUUUGUUUUAAAUUCGCAUAUCAUGUUUUCUAAUUUUAAUUUUCUUUUUAGGCUAGAUCUUGGUCGCUUGAAGGGUCCCUCAAGUGGAAAAAUGCACUUGGUUAUGGUGAUAUUUGGGAUGCUACUGGGGCCUAUGGUUGGGACCAAACCACAGAGCUGGGCAUUGGAGUUCGCAUGCCAAGAUUGAAGACAUUUUCUAUUCCUCUUACAGCUCGAAUAUCAUUGCUAUCUCAAGAUUGGUUGAAGUUUUCUUCUUAUACAGAACGCAUGUUGGGCCUUUAUGUCGGUCUCAUCUCAACCAAGUACCAUGACUUGGCAUAUCAUCUCACAUGGCGUACCUUGACAGAUCCUUCUCGCAUGUCAUCUCCUUCAAUAAGGAGGCAAUUGGGGCAUAGCUUACUCUCAUCUUUGAAGUACACAUUUAAGAUUGAUCGGCGGGAUUCCCAUCUGAGGCCCAUGCGUGGAUAUGCCUUUGUUUCUACUUCACAAUUAGGUGGUUUUGGUGACUCCAGAUUUCUGAGAUUUGUGCGCCAGGUGCACACUGUUAUUCACUUAUCCUGGCUUAAAUUCCUUUCUGCUUAGUGACUUUAUCUAUACCUGUAUGGCUUUUAAUUAUUCCUAUACUAAUUCUUAAAAUGCACAGCUUUGGUGGACUGCCCUUGUUCUACUUAAGAGAAUUGUUGCCACCUUCUUGUCAUUACAGUUGUCAUGUAUCUGUUGGGGUUCAUCAUGGGAAUGAAUUGCUUGUGGUAUUUAGUAGCCAUGUCUUGUGAAAGGAUGACUUUAAUAUACCCGCGUGUUGAUUCACUUACGUGGCAACUGAUCUCAAUUUGAUCCCAGGAAAUGCAGGAGCCUGAUUUUAUUUGGUCGACAUUCUGGUGUCGAGCUUGCAUGAUCUCUUGAGAUUUGGUUUCUUAAUCCUGAACGAACCAUCUUUUCAUAGUGACUCAUCUCUUAAUGGUAAAGAGCCGUAGCAGUCCUGAAGUACCAUAAUGGAUGAAACAUUACUCCACCCACACCUGAUAAAUAAAGGUUCUGUGUACCAUUUUAGUUUACAAGAAACUAGAAAUUUAUAUUUUGACUGGUUCUGGUAUAUCAUUUUGAAAGCUAAUCUGGAGUUGCUCUUUUUUUAAUUCAAAAUGCGUAUAAACUUUUUUUAUCUCACACCCAUCUAUUUUUCUUUUCGGAGUUACGCAUGGAAGCUGGAACCAUUCUCCGGUGGCCUUUCUCAGGGGGAUAGAUGACACUUUGUAUUUUCCAUGUGGUAGUGUGGUGCAUGCAUGAGCCCAUUGAUUUGAUUUUAGUAAACUAAGGAGACAUUUGGACGCCAGAAGAUUUUUUUUUAAUUUGGAGAUUAUUGUCCGCGGUUGCUUGUAUCUUUCAUUGUUUUUGUCGAGGGCUAUCCGUUUAGUGAUAUAUCUGGAAGGGGUAUUCUACGGUUUCUUGAUGAGUCACGCUCCUUUUCUGGGGCAUUGUAUUAUUUGUGUAUGCAUAUCUGCAUUAGUACAUAUAUUCUUUUCAUGGGGGGGGAGAGGCUCAUAUGGCUCGGGAAUGAGGGCAGGCAAGCAUGUGGUCUGGGCAGAUUUGAGGGUAUGAUAGGGCGGGGAGGAUUCAUGAGUGCAAAUAAGUACAGACUCGCACUCAAAUAUGAAUAUCUAUGCUUUACCUGGAUCAUAAGGCUUCCUCUGGUUCCUGUUUAGAAAAUGCCAUCUAAGACUAGACUUAUCACUUUUCUCCGUUACUCUAGGACGAAUUCUCAAUAUCUGUGUGUGUGAUGGUUCUAAGGGAAUGAGAAGCGAUGGAUUGUGCUUGUUUUGCGGUUCUGCUUCUUGGUUAACAUUUUUCUACUUGCGCUAGUUACAUCUCCACUUUAUUUCGCAAUUAGCUUUUUUAUAAUUUACGUACUGUCAUCUUUGAAAUGACCCUUUUCUCCAGAGACUACGUUAACAAAAGAUUAUGUCACCCUUUUUUGAAAGAUCUAUAUAAGCAUGCAUGCAGAAUUAUUGCAAAACAAUAGACGAAUAUGAGUGAUCAUUUGCUUCGAUGGUGUGUAUUAUCUCUCAGAAGAAGACUGGAGAAUGCUGGUGUAGGACAUUGGAACGUAUCUUUUCAGAGAGGCUUUUUCACCACCCAAUUAGACGUAGUCUCACAUGUCUCCUUACUGUAGGAACAAGUUUUUGUCAGCAUCAUGGGCGCGUUUUCAUGCUUAUAAAUCUGUAUAUAUUGUCUGCAUUCUUAUCCUGCCAAGCGAAUGGGUGAUGCACAGUGGGGAGGGAGAUCCGUCAUUCAUCUGAUUUCCAAAACCAUAUCUCUCUCUGUAUACAAUGAAUACGCAUCCCUUGUCAAACUGCGGCCGAGGAGCUUUGCCGAUGAUUUUAUGGAUAUCCUCGUCUUUUCUAUGCCAUGGAAAGUUCCGGGCAUUCAUUCUCACUGAAGCUGCGAGAUUGUCCUCUUUGUUUCCUGGCAGGAAUUUGAUCUUCGGGGCGCUGUUCCGCUUGGCUUUUACAACACGGCUCUCAACCUGGGAGUCUCGGCGGGCAUCAUUCUGCCGUGGGGAAAGGGCUUCAUGAGCACGGGCACCCCUGUUUCUGAGAGAUUCUACAUGGGCGGCCAGUCGUCUCCUGUUUGCAGCCUGGGAGGUCCCACCUCCUUGUUGGGCUUCCGGAUGAGAGGAGUAGGCCCCACCGACUCCAAAAGGCUCAUCCCCCCCAAAUCGGGGGACGAUCCGAGCAGCUCCCCAGGGCGAGAUGUUCUUGGCGGCGACCUUGCGGCGACUGCCUUUGCCGACCUCUCAUUUGAUCUACCCCUCAAGUUGUUCAGGGAAGCCGGGAUUCAUGGCCAUGCCUUUCUCUGCGCUGGGAACCUCGCCAAACUAUCGGAAAAUGAGAUCGAUUCCUUCUCCCCUCGUAGAUUCUUGCAGUCUUUCCGGAGCACCGCCGGGGUCGGCAUCAUCAUUCCUACCAAGCUCUUCCGCGUUGAGGUUCGUAAUUUCUUCACAUUUUCUUCAUCUGUUCUUCCAAAACCGAUCUUCCGGUCUGGUGCGGCGUGGUGCGUCCUCUAAUGAGCAGGCAUUGGACCUCGGUCUUCAGAUAAAUUACUGUCGCGUGUUGAAGCAGUCAGAGCACGACCAUGGGAAGACGGGCGUGCAGUUCAGUUUUUCUUCGCCGUUGUAG